Messenger RNA from Mycotypha africana, 612 nucleotides. RefSeq lists its product as uncharacterized. Bases 65 to 538 code for a protein of 157 amino acids. The transcript is spliced from 2 exons. The record is from RefSeq and is a predicted model, not a curated record. NCBI's taxonomy places the organism in Eukaryota, Fungi, Mucoromycota, Mucoromycetes, Mucorales, Mycotyphaceae.
UUUUUUUUUUUUUUUUUUUCUUUUCUGUCUAGAUAGUUCGAUGACAACUAUAUCCAAUUAAUAAAUGACUAUAACAACAGAUAUCAAUGACUGUUCCCCAGAAGAUGUACUAAAGCUAUCAGACAGUUCUGUCAAUGAUAGUGGCACUAAUAUUCCAGUACAAUACCAUCUUUCAGAGCAGCAAGCAAUACAGGAUCACUAUAACGCUUCUAAUAUAAACAGUACAACUAUAUCAUUAGACGAUAAACUAUCAGAAACAUCAUCUGAACAUCAAAUAGCAACUACACUAAGCUCGUCUUCAAUGACUGAUUACAUUAACUGUAGUAUUAAUAGUGGCAAUCCCAACCUUACGUCUUGUUCUGUUCCAAUAAGUGCACAGCAAGUGCAGAGCUUAGUGAAUGAAUUAAAGCACACAAAACAGUUAUUAAGGCAAUAUCAGGCUAGAACAGAAUAUUUGAUGGAUCUUGUAGGGAAGCAAACGAAUAAAAUAUCCGAAUUACGUGAUCAAAUUGCCACAAAACAGAACAGAAAACUAUGAUUCAAAAGAAGAAGAAAAAUCAGGAACCAAAUAAAAACAAAAAUGAAACAAGGAAAAAAAAAAAAAGUCAAAAU